UCUCCCUGCCCUCCCGCAGGAAUCCCCUCUCCCACCUAUUACGCGCGUUACCAGGGGCAGCGGCAGCAGCAUCCGGGUCCUGAGCGGCGGAUCAGAGUCAGCCCCCCCACCCCCCGGGAUACCGAGAGACUCGCCCCGGAUCAUGGAGGACGGAGCUCGCCGGCCGAACACCUGAUGAUGCCAGCAGCUCGCAGCGCCCGAUAGAGCGGAGAGCAGCCGGAGGCCGUGUACCUGCAUGGAGGGAGGCGGGCAGCGCUGACACCCGGGCACCAUGCAUCUCCACCAGGUGCUCACCGGAGCCGUCAACCCCGGGGACAACUGCUACUCGGUGGGCAGUGUCCGGGACACCCCGUUCACGGCUUAUGGAUCAGGAUGUGACAUUGUCAUUCUAGAUAAUGAUUUUGAGUGUGUCCAGAUAAUUCCUGGCGCUAAACAUGGAAACAUCCAGGUUAGCUGUGUGGAGUGCUCCCAACAACAAGGCCGGAUUGCGGCAUCAUAUGGAAAUACAGUCUGCAUUUUUGAACCACUCAGUACUAUAAAUGCUCAAAAGAGAAACAGUCAACUGACAAUUCAGUGGGUGAGAACAGGACAAUUUUUCCUUAAUUCUGUGACAUACAACCUGGCAUGGGAUCCCCAAGGUAACAGGCUGUUGACAGCCACUGAUUACUUGCAGUUGUGGGCUCCACCUUCCAGCGAUAUUCUAGAAGAGGAUGAAGAUGAAAUUGACAGCCAUGUCAUGCAGGAUAAUGUUCAGCCUUCCUUGAAUGACUGGAACUGUAUCUGGCAAUGCAACACUGCUGUUUCUGUACAUUUGAUGAAAUGGUCCCCAGAUGGUGAAUAUUUUGCAACAGCAGGGAAGGAUGACUGCCUUCUCAAGGUCUGGUAUCCUCUUACAGGAUGGAAAUCAUCAUUUUUACCCCAUGAAAGUCAGGACAAAAAAGGGACUCCUGAAAACACACUCUUUUCUUUUGUGUACCUAGCACAUCCUAGAGCUGUAAUUGGUUUUUCAUGGAGAAACACCAGCAGAUUCAUGCCACGGGGUUCAGUGUGCAAUGUUUUACUGACAUCCUGUCAGGAUGGCAUCUGUCGCCUCUGGGCCGAGACUCUAUUGCCAGAGGAUAGUUUGCUUGGCGGUCAAAUAAUUGAGCAUAGCAGUUCCAGCAGCAGUCCAGCAUAUGCAGGGAAGCAGAAGGACAAGAUUGAACACGCGCUUGAGACAAUUCAUCAUUUGAAACAUUUGAGAAGGGGCCGAAGGAGAUCGUCUGUCCUUGCUGCUCACACAGAAUUGUUGCCCAGUCAGCCAAGCCAACAUGAUACUCAUCGUCACAUCUCUCAUCACGCUAAUUCCCUGUGUCACUUCCAUAUAGCCGCAAGCAUAAAUCCAAACACAGAUAUUCCUUCUGUAUUGGCUGGAACAGCUUUCAACCUAGAAGAAGGUUUUGGGGGCUUUGUCGUCCAUUGGCUGAAUAAUAAAGAAUUACAUUUUACAUCAUCUAUUGAAAUAUUUAUUCAGCAUUUGAAAACCAUUGUGGAACAACAAGCUGAGAAUGAGGAGGAUGAUGAGGACGAAGAUGGAUUGCUUAUGAAACUUGAAAAUGGUGAACCUGAAGGUGGUGGAUCAUUGUCUGGCUCACCUGAGCAUGAGGAAGCAGAAAAAGAUUUGAGCACUAAAGCAUCUUCACCUGGUGUUAUCCUGCCUCUACCAACUGUGUUAUUAGACCAGAAAAUUGAAUCUCUCCUCUCUGAGUGGAACAGAAAUGCAGAUAUGCUUUUUACUAUCCAUCCAGUGGAUGGUACUUUUCUUUUGUGGCAUGUUAACUACUUGGAUGAGUACAAUCCAGGAAUCUUCAGACAAGUUCGGGUGUCCUUUUCUUCUCGUAUUCCUGUUGCUUUUCCUUCUGGAGAUGCAAGCUCUCUCAGCAAAAAUAUAAUGAUGUAUGCUUGUACUACCUCUGCAAAGGAACCUGCUUCUACAACACUGCAGACAAACGAAAAAUCCAUUUCACGGGUCCCAUCUGUAAAUUCUUUAAGAAAUGUUCCAGUUGUGGGCUCUAUAUCUUCCACUGUGAUGAUGGUAUCAAAGCAUAUUGAUGGGUCUUUGAAUCAGUGGGCAGUUACAUUUGCAGAUAAAUCUGCCUUUACCACUGUGCUUACCGUGUCUCAUAAGUUCCGAUACUGCGGUCAUCGAUUUCACCUGAAUGAUCUGGCUUGCCACUCCGUGUUGCCACUGCUGCUAACAUCGUCUCACCACAAUGUUCUUGUAACACCGGGCUCUGAUAGUCCAUGGGAGCUCGAUAGCAGCAACAAAAUCACAGACCCAGUGAAGAAUCUGAAAGGUUUCCCCAGACAACAUUUUAAGAAUGCCGCAACUCAAACAUUUCAUGACCCAAAUGCAAUUUACAGUGAACUAAUACUGUGGCGUGUUGAUCCUAUUGGACCUUUGUCCUACAGUGGGGGAGUGUCAGAACUGGCUCGAAUCAACUCACUUCGAACGGCUGCCUUCUGUAAUGUGGCGUGGCUUCCGACUCUUAUACCUAGUUAUUGUUUAGGUACCUACUGUAACUCUGCUAGUGCCUGCUUUGUAGCCUCUGAUGGGUCAAGUUUGAGGUUGUAUCAAGCAGUUGUUGAUGCACGAAAGCUGCUUGAUGAGCUGUCUGAUCCCGAAUCUUCUAAACUUAUUGGUGAAGUGUUCAACAUAGUCAGCCAGCAAUCCACUGCACGACCUGGGUGUAUUAUUGAACUUGAUGCAAUAACAGACAAGUGUGGUUCAAGCACACAGCUGCUUCACGUCUUUCAAGAGGAUUUUAUUUUGGGAUACAAGCCACAUAAAGCAGAAGUGAAAGCUAAAGAAGCUGAAGUUUUCUUCCAACCAUCGCAAGGUUAUCGGCCACCUCCCUUUUCAGAGAAAUUCUUCCUAGUAGUAAUAGAAAAAGAUAUUAAAAACCGGUCUGUUCUGAAUAUGUGGCAUCUUCAUUUGAAAUCUGUCCAAGCAUUUGUAGCUAAACCUGCCGAAGAGAGGACAUCAGAAAACUUUCUUAAUGUUCCCGGGCAACCAACUGCCGAAUCAUCACCUGAUGCCACUCCCACCACAAGCCCCAUGACGCGCUCUGCGUCAAUCGCUAAUCUUCAGACUGCAAGCAAGCUGAUACUGAGCUCCAAGCUUGUGUAUAGUUAUGCAUUGGAUAUUCCUGAUGGAGUAGAAGUAAUAAGAGCAACACCAUCUGCAGGCCAUCUUAGUUCAUCUUCAAUUUACCCAGUGUGCCUUGCACCGUACCUUUUAGUUACAGCUUGUUCAGAUAACAAAGUGCGAUUCUGGAGGUGUAGGGUGCAGACAUUUGAAGAAUACGGGAGCGGUGAAGAGCAACACAGCUAUUGCUGGAAAGAAUGGUCUCUAAUGAAUGAUGGUCACGAUGAAAGUACUAGCUCUGUAGUUGUGGCAGGGAGACCUGUUGGAGUAAGCUGCUCUUACACAGGAAGACUUGCCGUGGCCUACAAGCAACCACUGCAGCAUAAUGGCUGUGUCUCCAAAGAAUUUUCUAUGCACGUUUGUCUCUUUGAAUGUGAAUCCACUGGUGGAUCAGAAUGGGUCUUGGAGCAAACUAUCCAUCUGGAUGACUUAAUUAGAGUUGGGAGCAUGCUCGAUCCUCGUGUCAGUGUUGACAGCAACCUGUUUGUAUACAGUAAAUCAGAUGUAUUUCUAAACAAAGACAAGCAUUUGAUGCCCAAUAUCAAACAUUUAGUACAUUUAGACUGGGUAUCAAAAGAAGACGGUUCACAUAUACUUACCGUAGGAGUUGGUUCCAAUAUUUUUAUGUAUGGUAGACUCUCGGGUAUUGUUACAGAUCAAACGAACAGUAAAGAUGGAAUUGCUGUCAUUACAUUACCACUAGGUGGUAGUAUAAAGCAAGGAAUAAAAUCUAAAUGGGUUUUGCUUAGAUCAAUCGAUCUGGUGUCCUCUGUAGAUGGCACCCCUUCAUUACCUGUGUCUCUUUCUUGGGUGAGGGAUGGAAUAUUGGUAGUGGGAAUGGACUGCGAAAUGCAUGUUUAUGCACAGUGGAAACACAAUUUUAAAUGUGUUGAACAGAAGAGCUUAUUAAUUGAAGACAAAGCAGUCCAGCCUCAAACCGAUUCUUUUCAAGCACAGGUGAUCUCCAAAAAAAACAGUGUGAUUGAUGGAGCUGCUAUUGUAGAUGAUGUAUUUGGAAGCCCAACUGUAAUACAGGAUGGUGGCCUUUUUGAGGCUGCCCAUGUCCUCUCACCGACCCUUCCACAGUAUCACCCAACUCAACUUCUUGAACUCAUGGACUUGGGAAAAGUUAGAAGGGCAAAAGCUAUCCUUUCACACUUGGUAAAAUGUAUCGCAGGAGAAGUGGCAAUUGUAAAAGACUUGGAUACUGGAGAUGAAGCUGCCCCUAAACGCCACCUUUCACGGACUAUUAGUGUAAGUGGCAGCACGGCAAAAGACAUGAUCAUUACUGGGAAAGAUGGAACCCGCGAAUACACAGAGAUAGAUUCCAUUCCUCCAUUACCACUCUAUGCCCUGCUUUCAGCAGAUCAAGACGCUGCGUAUUCCGCUACAGAGGAAAGUACAAAGAGGACACACCCCUCAAAACGCAGCUUCGACAAUAAAGGAGAUCAGUAUUCUGAUUUAUUCCAGGUACAAGGCGUGACAACAGAUGACUUCAUUAGUUUUGAAACCGAAAAAAGAGAAAGCAAAUCCAAAGUUAUUAACCUUUCCCAAUAUGGCCCUACUUACUUUGGCCGUGAGCAUGCCAGCGUGCUUUCAAGUCACUUAAUGCACUCUAGUUUGCCAGGGCUGACACGGCUGGAGCAGAUGUUUCUUGUUGCCUUAGCAGACACAGUCGCCACCACAAGCACAGAACUUGGGGAAAGUGGAAAUAACUACGGGGGAGGGGACAAUCUGGAUGAGUGUGGCUUACGAUGUUUACUCGCUAUGCGUUUACAUACUUGUCUUUUGACAUCACUGCCGCCAUUGUAUCGACUUCAGUUACUCCAUCAAGGGUUGUCUACAUGUCACUUUGCUUGGGCAUUUCACUCAGAGGCUGAAGAGGAAUUAAUCAAUAUGAUCCCGGCUAUUCAAAGGGGUGACCCUCAGUGGUCUGAACUCAGGGCAAUGGGAGUAGGUUGGUGGGUCAGGAAUAUUAACACCCUCCGGAGAUGCAUUGAAAAGGUUGCAAAAGCAGCUUUCCAGAGGAACAAUGACCCAUUAGAUGCGGCAAUUUUCUAUCUUGCAAUGAAAAAGAAAGCUGUCCUUUGGGGUUUAUUCAGAUCCCAGCAUGAUGAAAAAAUGACUCAGUUCUUUAGCCGUAACUUUAAGGAGGAUCGGUGGCGGAAAGCAGCCCUAAAGAACGCGUUCUCAUUGCUUGGAAAGCAGCGCUUUGAGCAGUCUGCCGCUUUCUUCCUUUUGGCAGGAUCACUCAAAGAUGCUAUUGAGGUUUGUCUUGAAAAAAUGGAGGACAUCCAAUUGGCAAUGAUUAUCGCACGGCUGUAUGAAUCAGAUUUUGACAAAUCGUCAACGUACGAGUCUCUUUUAUAUGAACGAGUACUUGGUUGCAAUAAAGAUGGCUCAGGUUUUUGCUGCACAAAACUUCAUCCUGAUCCCUUUUUAAGAAGCAUUGCAUACUGGAUAAUGAAAGACUACACUAAGGCACUGGACACUUUACUUGAACAAACCCCAAAAGAAGAGGAUGAAAAUCCAGUACUUAUCAAGUCAUGCAAUCCCGUGGUAUUUAGUUUUUACAACUACCUGCGAACACACCCUCUGCUUAUUCGCAGGCAUUUCAGUACUCCGGAGGCCACACUGGCUACGUUAGGCUUGAAGACUGAAAGAAAUUAUGUAGAUGAAAUAAAUCUGAUUGAAAGGAAAUUAUUUUUCACCACUGCAAAUGCCCACUUUAAGGUUGGCUGCCCAGUUCUUGCCCUUGAAGUUCUUUCCAAGAUCCCAAAGUUGACAACUGCUAUACCUAAUACAGAGGACCUGAGUUUGAGUCCUGCUGGGCAGAACAGUCUAAAAUCAAUAUCCAAACAUGACCAUUUGGGAGAGGGAAAUGAUUUAGAAAGGAUCACUCCAACUUUAACUUUUGCAAAAUCAUCAAAUUACGAAGACUCUUUAUCAAAUUUUGAUUGGGGUUUGCCAAGCUUGAAAAUUGAAGAUGAGCCCCUUCAGCUUGACUGGGGAGAAGAUAAAGGAAGUGAAGAGGAGGAGGAGGAGGGUGGUCUUGUAUUAAAAAGUCUAGAUUUAGUGCAAGCUGAUCAAAGUAAAAGGGAAUCCAGUCCCGAAACACAGUCUGUUGAAACUGUAAAACCAACUGGAAAUGAAGUUGAUGUGAUUGCCGAACAGCUUAAAUUUAGAGCCUGUUUAAAGAUUCUCAUGACUGAACUAAGAACGUUAGCAACAGGACAUGAAGUUGAUGGAGGAAAAUUGAGAUUUCAGCUGUACAACUGGUUAGAAAAGGAGAUUGCUGCAAUGCACAAAAUAUUCAACAAUGAAACCGACAUGAAAGAUUAUGCACCUGAAACACAGUCAUCGAGUGACAUUUUAGACAGUCAAGAAUCAGUGGAUAAAACGGACAUUGGCUCCUAUGAGCGUCACCAAAUAGAGCGCCGCAGGUUGCAAGCUAAGCGUGAGCACGCAGAGAGACGGAAAUGGUGGUUGCAGAAGAAUCAGGCUCUUUUAAGGGUGUUUCUAAGUUACUGCAGUUUACAUGGAGCUCAGGGAGGAGGCUUGGCCUCUGUUCGGAUGGAACUCAAAUUUCUUUUGCAAGAGUCUCAACAGGAAACAACCGUAAAGCAACUUCAGUCACCCCUUCCACUGCCUACAACCUUACCCUUGCUAUCGGCAAGCAUUGCAGUGACCAAAACUGUGAUCGCUAACCCUGUUCUCUAUCUUAAUAACCACAUCCAUGAUAUUCUCUACACUAUUGUACAAAUGAGAAAUCCUCCCGAUCCUGACAACCAAAAUUCAAAGGUCUACACCCUUCACUUGUUGGCAGCAUCCCUCUCUGCUUCAAUAUACCAAGCACUGUGUGACAGUCACAGCUACAGUUGUCAGACUGAGGCAAAUCAGUUUACGGGAAUGGUUUACCAGGGGCUCCUGCUGAGCGAAAGACGGAGAUUAAGAACAGAGAGUAUUGAAGAACAUGCUACCCCAAACUCAUCUCCUGCUUCAUGGCCAGGUGUCAGCUCUUUAAUAAACCUGCUCACUACCGCCCAAGAUGAAGAUCAGCCCAAGCUAAAUGUUUUGCUGUGUGAAGCUGUUGUAGCUGUAUAUGUGAGCCUUUUGAUACAUGCCCUCGCCACAGACUCCAGCACUGAGCUGUUUAGACUUGCGGCUCAUCCACUGAGCAAUCGAAUGUGGGCAGCUGUUUUUGGGGGUGGUGUUAAGCUUGUUGUGAAACCAAGAAAGCCACCUGAGACUGUUCCAGACAGAAAGAAAAGUUUUGAUGAGCAUAAAACACAGCAUGCUCUGUCUAAUGAGGAGCAACCAGCACCAGAAACUGUUGUACAUGAGAGAAAAGGAAGCACUGCUCUCACUGACAUUAGACAUGAGUCUCAAACAUGUGCAAUACCUGCCUUGUCAGAUGAAAUAGAUAAACAUCGACGGAGGUUCAAUAUGAGAAUGCUGGUCCCAGGGAGACCGGUGAAGGAUGUCUCUGUCCCACCACCUGUUCCAGCUGAACGACCAACGUACAAGGAGAAAUUCAUUCCUCCAGAGUUGAGCAUGUGGGACUAUUUUGUUGCCAAGCCAUUUCUUCCUCUGUCUGACAGCGGCCUUAUCUACGACUCGGAUGAAAGUGUUCCAAGUGACGAUGAUGAAGAUGAGGAUGCUUUUCUAUCCGACAUUCAGAUACAGGAGCACAUAGAUUCUAGUUCCUAUAGUUGGACUUUAAUUCGUUUGGCAAUGGUGAAACUUGCUGUCCAUAACUUGAAGAGCUUCUUUCCUAUAGCUGGUCUGGAGAUUGCAGAUCUUCCUGUUACUUCUCCAUUGGGUAUUGCGGUUGUCAAAAACCUAGAGAACUGGGAGCAAAUUCUUCAUGAAAGAAUGGACCAAUUUGAAGGCCCACCACCCAACUAUAUUAACACAUAUCCCAGUGAGCUAGCUGCUGGAGCAGGGCCAGCUAUUCUGCGUCACAAGGCAAUGCUGGACCCAGAAAACACACCAUUCAAGUCCAAAGAUUACUCUGCACUCCCUGUUAAAAGGCUCUGGCAUUACCUAGUCAAACAGGAAAUGUUACAGGAGUCGUUCAUAAGAUACAUCUUUACCAAGAAGAGAAAGCAAAGUGAGUCUGUAGAAGACAGUGCGGAGCGUGUCAAAGUAAACUCCAUAGCAGAUCUUCAGAAAAAUAAGGUUGAAGCUGAUCUGGGUUACCCCGGAGGAAAAGCAAAGAUUAUUCACAAGGAAUCUGAUAUUAUAAUGGCUUUCGCUGUGAACAAGGCAAAUAACAAUGAAAUUGUCCUGGCCUCAACACAUGAUGUGCAAGAACUUGAUGUUUCAUGUCUCUUGAAUGCUCAGCCCUACAUAUGGAUUGGUGAAGAGUAUGACAGAGAAUCGAAAAGUUCCGAUGACCUAGAUUUUAGGGGAUCGACCUCUGCCAUUCCACAGUCAAGUGUGGCAUCCUUUAACAUAAGUCAGAUGCAGUCAUCUUCAUCCAUGCCUUGGCUGGGUAGUGGUCAGACAAGCACUGGAGCUGGAGUGCUCAUUAAGCGUAAUCUAAAUAACGUGAAAAGAAUGGCUUCACACCCUGUUCAUCAGUGCUAUCUAACGGGGGCUCAGGAUGGCAGCGUUCGUAUGUUUGAAUGGAGUCGGCCCCAACAACUUCUAUGCUUUCGGCAAGCUGGAAAUGCUCGGGUUACAAGAUUGUAUUUUAACUCCCAAGGCAAUAAGUGUGGUGUUGCCGAUGGGGAAGGAUUUCUAAGCAUUUGGCAAGUAAACCAAACCACCUCCAGUCCAAAACCUUACCUGAGUUGGCAGUGUCACACUAAAACUACCGGUGACUUUGCCUUCAUUACCUCGUCAAGCUUGGUCGCAACAGCUGGACAGUCCAAUGAUAACAGAAAUGUAUGCCUGUGGGAUACGCUGAUAUCAUCCAGUAACAGUCUUGUUCAUGCUUUCAAUUGCCAUGAAAAUGGUGCCACAGUCCUCCAGUAUGCACCGAAGCAACAGCUCUUGAUCACUGGUGGCAGAAAAGGAAGUAUUUGCAUCUUUGACAUAAGACAGAGGCAGACCCUUCACACGUUCCAGGCUCACGAUUCAGCUGUAAAGGCCUUGGCUCUAGACGCAUCUGAAGAUUAUUUUGUUACUGGCUCAGCUGAAGGUAACAUGAAGGUGUGGAAGCUGACAGGACACGGUUUAAUUCAUUCGUUUAAAAACGAGCAUGCAAAGCAGUCCAUAUUUCGGAAUAUUGGGGCUGGUGUCAUGCAGAUUGAAGUAGGAGAAAACAAGCGCAUCUUCUCCUGUGGAGCAGAUGGUACUCUGAAGAUGAGGAUGUUGCCCGCUGCCUUCAAGACACAGUCAUGCAUUUUCGAUAUUAUUUAAAGAUUUAUAUUUUGGAACAUUUUCUGCUUCCAAACAUUGAUCUGCUGCUGCAUAAUGCGUAGUGAAGAAAUAGUCUUUCUCUACAGUUGACCGAGUUAGAGGGUGUUCUAGAAUGAUGUAAUGAGGAUAAUGGAUGAGGAUUUUUUUUUAAAGCUAGAUUACUGUCGUUGAAUGGGUGUGGAUAUGCAUGUGUGUUACUUUAAGAAGGCAUAUGCAGAGGCCAGUAAAGGAGAGGGUGAUGGUCACGGCUGCUUUCUCUUAUAGUGUCCAUAAAGACUGAACCUUUUCAAUGAUGGCUACAAUUUAAGGAUCACUGUUACUACUAAAGAUGUUUUAUUACAAAGUUUAAAGCUGGUCAAACUAUCUACUUUACUAUACGGAGAAUGGUCAAUGAGGCAUGGGCAUUGGUGCUAACAAUGAUGUUUUAGUGGUUUGACAGUUUACAGGCAUGUUGCAUUUGUUCCCUAUUAUGUGAAAGGAAACCAUCCAUAUGUUGAUCCUAAGAGCACUACAGAGCCAUGCACCAAGUAAUUGGGGGAAUAAUGCUAAUCUUUCAAUGAUUAGUCAUUCAGAGGACUGUUGCGAUUAUUGAUUGUUGAAUCAGGAGGUGUGAUAUUCUUUUAAUGGUUUACAGAUUAUAGACACUUUCGCUUCCAGUUUUGACACUCGUGUUCUUUAAAAAGAAAAAAAAGCAUGUCUGUAUUUUACUUGUACAAAAAUAAUAAUGCAUUUGUGUACUGUCACUUUAAACUACCAAACCAAGAACUUUUGCAACCAAAAUGUAUCCAAACAGAGGAUCUCUAAUCCCUCUGUUGUUUUUGGAUAGUGAUUUUUCUUGGUGGCUAUGUUUUUGUUUUUAUUUUAUUUUAUUUUAAAUUUUUUAAUUUAUUUAUUUUUGAAGUAGUUUUGUUUUUAUUUAGUAUGACCUUGUAAUUUGCACAACAUUUAAUUGCAGUGUUUACGUUGUACUGUUCAUUGCAUAUUACCUCGCAUUCAUUUGACUAUUCUCAAGUUACAUUAUUUCAUGAAUUUAAACUUAGAAAUCUUGUGUUGUGAGCGCAGGCCCAACUUACCUGCAGUCAUGUUUACGUUUUUAAAUGCAUUUUUGAGAUAUUUUGUGUGCAUAAUUUAUUUUAGCCUCCCCUAACGAAUGCCUAUUCGUCAGUGAAAAAAAGACUGACAAGAAUCUAUAUGAAGAUAGUUAAGUAGACUCUAAAGCAACACAUUUUAAUAUGAAUGUCAGGCUUUUUGUGGCCAGAUAGUAAAUAGUUGAAACCGGAUACAAUUAAAUUAAAACAAAGCAUAUGUAUAAACUAUGCAGAGUUCAAUAUUGUUUGCUUGUAAUAUACUAGGCAGUGUUGUCAUUUUUGAUGUACCGUUGUAAACAAAGACACUCUUAAUAAGCUAUUAAAACUCAUGUCUGUGUAAUUGUCAUCCAUCAAGUUGUCUCAUUUUCAAUGCAAAAUUCAAUGUGUGUGUUGUAAUGUAAAUUAUAAUUUCAUGCACAUUUAUCCUGUAACUUUACCUUCUCUAAAGAUGUUUUAAAAGUAUAAAGGUAUGUAUAGAGAAGAGCGAGUCAUUUGUCAGACCUUUGUAAGAUGAAUAAAGCCCUUUUAUUUCACGGAAA
Messenger RNA from Pelobates fuscus (common spadefoot toad), 11183 nucleotides. RefSeq names its product Dmx like 2 (gene DMXL2). Gene Ontology annotation, biological process: vacuolar acidification. The record is from RefSeq and is a predicted model, not a curated record. Gene Ontology annotation, cellular component: RAVE complex. NCBI's taxonomy places the organism in Eukaryota, Metazoa, Chordata, Amphibia, Anura, Pelobatidae. The transcript has 45 exons. Gene Ontology annotation, molecular function: protein binding. Bases 272 to 9556 code for a protein of 3094 amino acids.